CGCGCGCAGCACGCUCGGGGCCGGGAUGGCGGCGGCGGCUGGUAGCGGGACACCCCACGAGGAGGAGGGGUCUGGUGGUGAGGCAGCGACCCCGCAACCCCAAGCCCCGACCAAUGCGUCUGGGGCUCGUCUUUCAAGGCUGCCUCUGGCACGAGUGAAGGCCCUGGUCAAGGCGGACCCCGACGUGACGCUCGCGGGACAGGAAGCCAUUUUCAUCCUGGCACGAGCCGCGGAACUGUUUGUGGAGACCAUUGCAAAAGAUGCCUAUUGCUGUGCUCAACAAGGAAAGAGGAAAACCCUGCAGAGGAGAGAUUUGGAUAAUGCGAUAGAAGCUGUGGAUGAAUUUGCAUUUCUGGAAGGUACUUUGGAUUGAUUGCAGAGCUGUGCAGUUUUGUGAGCCUUUACCUGCGUCCUUCAGCCAGCUGCUCCCCGAAGGCCUCAGCUUUGGAGACCACUGUCCUUAGAAUAUUGCACAUAUAUACUCUUUCUGUUCUGCCUUCACCUAAGCCGGGAUACUUAGAGAUCUCACCUGCUAAUUUUUCUGCACAAGCUCUUCUGCUACUUGGGUCUGUCUUCCACUCAGGGCUAGUUGCAGCUGCUGCUGUUUGGGGCAGAGAUGAAGAACAUGUUUUGCGUAGGUUGCUUAAUGAAUGAUGAGGACCAAAAUAAAGGUUUCUGAUCAAGUUCAA
Messenger RNA from Loxodonta africana (African savanna elephant), 689 nucleotides. RefSeq names its product DNA polymerase epsilon 4, accessory subunit (gene POLE4). Gene Ontology annotation, biological process: DNA-templated DNA replication. The transcript has 4 exons. Gene Ontology annotation, molecular function: protein heterodimerization activity. The coding region runs from base 26 to 373 and encodes 115 amino acids. Gene Ontology annotation, cellular component: epsilon DNA polymerase complex; nucleus. NCBI's taxonomy places the organism in Eukaryota, Metazoa, Chordata, Mammalia, Proboscidea, Elephantidae. The record is from RefSeq and is a predicted model, not a curated record.